AUGAACGUGUCAACAGCCAAUGUGACUGUGGUUUUACAGUAUCGAGACUCCUUCACUAAAGCUGUGGCCAAGAAUGUGAUCGUCGUGGUUCUCAGCAUCUCUAUCAACUACAUCAAUGCAGGCCUCAUUCAAACCUUCUGCAAACACCAGAUCUUCUACACGAAUCCUCGGUAUAUCCUUUUCAUUCACCUGGUGGUCAACGACAUGAUCCAGGUGACGCUGACCGUCAUCCUGUUCGUCAUCAGCUACACCAUCUACAAACUCAAUGUCUCCGUCUGUUGCAUCUUCAUCCUGAUUGCUCUGUUCACCACUGAGAACACCCCUCUCAACCUGGCCUGCAUGGCGGUGGAGUGCUACGUCGCCAUCUGCCUGCCCCUCCACCACGUGCACAUCUGCACCGUCAAGAGGACGUUGAUGCUGAUUGGUUUAAUCUGGGCGACGAGCAUGCUGUCCGUUCUUCCUGACCUCUUCAUCACCUUGGCCACGGAGCCACUGGGCUUCUUCCGUUCACAAGUGUUCUGUCUCAGGCAAACUGUCUUCCCACACCCCCUCAUUAUCAAGAAGCGGGACGUGACUUAUGUGGUGUUUCUAGUUAUAGUUUGGCUCAUUAUCUUUUACACUUACUUCAGAAUUCUGUUCACUGCAAAAACAGCCAGCAAAGACACUAAGAAAGCCAGAAACACAAUCCUCCUCCAUGGGUUUCAGCUGCUGCUGUGCAUGGCAACAUAUGCAACGCCUCAGUUGAAAGAUGCUCUGCUGAAAUGGUUUCCUAAGAAUUACACUGACUCCCUCUUUGCCACCUACAUUUUAGUACAGAUUCUACCACGAUCCAUUAGUCCAAUCAUAUACGGCGUCAGAGACAACACUUUCAGGAAGCAUCUGAAAAGGUAUCUGCUGUGUAGAAUCAGCAUAGGUCAACCUGAGCAGCCAUUCGUGGACCAUAAUUAG
Toxotes jaculatrix (banded archerfish) is the source of this 948-nucleotide messenger RNA. Its product is annotated as odorant receptor 131-2-like. Gene Ontology annotation, biological process: G protein-coupled receptor signaling pathway. The record is from RefSeq and is a predicted model, not a curated record. Gene Ontology annotation, molecular function: G protein-coupled receptor activity. Bases 1 to 948 code for a protein of 315 amino acids. The transcript has 2 exons. Lineage: Eukaryota; Metazoa; Chordata; Actinopteri; Toxotidae. Gene Ontology annotation, cellular component: membrane.